UAUUUUGAUAAUAACAUGCAGUAAUACGUUCCUUUUUCUCCUGUCCUGAGCCAAUAGUUUUCCAAGUUCUGCGAAAAAGGGUUUAAUUCCAGUUCAAAUUAGACGAAGCCCACGGUAAAUUGCCAAGCCCUAAUCCCUAAUUUAUUCUCUAAAAUUGAUGAUUAUUGCUUCAGGAGCAUUUUCAAUUGGAGAGCAGACGAGAUUCGUGCUCUGCAGGAGCAUAAUUUACGUAUUGGAUUUCUCUCCGUUAGAUCGAGAAAUAAUGCUCUACUCAUGUACUGGGUGCUAAUUGAUGGAUUCAGAUAGCAAAAACUUUGGAAGAGGGCCAAGAGAACUUACAGGGGCUCGUGACCUUAUUAGUCAUUUCAAGUUGUUGCCUCAUUACGAGUUCUUCUGCAAGAGGUCACUUCCAUUAUCAAUUUCAGAUACACAUUAUCUUCACAAUGUGGUUGGAGACAGAGAAAUUAGGAAAGGGGAGGGGAUGCAGUUGGAUCAGCUCACACAGGACACUUCCUUUUCGAGAGAGACAAAAUCAUGCAUCCGGCCCUUUGACUUAGAUGUCCUUAGAGAAGCCUUCCAACUACGUGAAACAGCUCCAGUCGAUUUGUCUCCUUCUGAGAAAGGCAUCCCUACUAUAGCUGGAAAAUCUAAAAGUGAGAUGAAAGACAAGGAGAAGAAGCAUAAAAAGCACAAGGAUAAAGACAAGGAGAAGGACAAAGAGCAUAAGAAGCACAAACAUCGUCAUAAAGAUCGGAGUAAAGAGAAAAAGAAAGAUAAAAGUGGCCACCAUGAUCCUGGUGCUGAGCAUUCGAAGAAACAUGAGAAGAAAAGGAAGCAUGAGGAGGAGGAUCUUAACGGUGUCCACAAACACAAGAAAAGCAAGCACAAGAGCUCAAAUAUUGAUGAGAUUGGUGCAAUAAAGGUAGCCGGCUGAAAUGUGCAUGUGGUUCUAUAAUUUAUAGUGUCCUCAGAUUUCACAGUUGAAAAUUUGGAGUUCCUUUAUCUUACAAUUGUGAAAUAUCAGAAGUUCAUGUCCUGACAUAUCCCAUUAAUUGAAGAACUUUAUGGAGUGCGCUAGUGUUGCCAUUUGAUCAUCAUUUGAGUGAGACUGUUCCGUGGAAGUCAUGGCUGGUCAGAUGGGUCGAACAUUUGUGUGCAUUCAUGAGUGCAGUCUGGCGGUGUUGGUUAUUUACUUCAAGCUUUGUUUUCCUUUUCUGAAAAGUCCACCUUGAAAAAGCAGGCAGUGAUAAAGGAGAAACAUCUGCAUGGCUAACAGAUAUUCCUGCCUCUUUUGGAUAUCAAAUCAAGUUUUCUUCUCAUGGAAGCCAAGUAGAACUAUCUUAUACUCCCUCUGGUUCUUGUUCUUUGUUGUUUAAUUUUUUGACACACCUAUUGAAAAAACCACUAUAUAACAUUAAUCAUAAGUGAUAUUUUACUAAAUUACCCUAAUCUCUUCCUUAAAUAAGUAAUUAAUGACUAUGUCUUCUUGGAGUAGUAACAGUGGAAUUGAAAAUGGACCGGAAGCAGUAGUAAUGACUGUAUGCCUUCUUGGUUUUGUAUAAUGACAAAUUAUUUGAAAUAAUUUUUUUUUGGCUUAGUGACAAAUAAAAAGGACCGGAGGAGUAGUGUUAAUAAGUGUACAUUUUUCUUUCCAUCAAUCAAAGUCCCUAGAAAUAGAUUCACACAGAAAAAACCUGGAUCAACAUUCACAAUGUAACAAAGUAAAGGAAAUCCUAUCUUGGUGCUUUAUAACAUUAAUGGAGAAGCUUGCGGUUAGAGAUUCAUCUUCAUCCAGCAAAAAGAUGGAGGAAAUAUGUGUUGGUGCUGCUUGGGUGCCGCCUCAAACUCCUUUCAAUCAGUUGGAUAUGUGAUCAUGGAAGUAUCUUAGAUUCACUGUCCUUGACAAUGUCUAUCUGUGUCCUAAGAUGAGCAUAAGAUGUAAACUUUUGCCUAUGAUGUUCUGAAUGUGCUCUGGUGAAUAGAGAUGAAACUGGCCAAGGUUAGUUGAAAAGGAUGCAAAUUGCUAAACCAUGCUGGAGCACGGGUGACAUCAGUAAACAAGAAAAGCAUCAGAAGCAAUCAAAUGAUAGGCCAAAUGUGGAGAAUAGCCUCUGGACUAAUUAAAGAUUGUCAAGAGGAUGUGGAUUUACCGAAAAGAAACCUCCUUUUCAGUUAGAACCUUGAUCCUCUCCAGUCUUAGCAACUUAAUGGUGUGUAUUAUUGUAUGUAGUGCUGUGAUCUCAAGGCUUAGACUUGACUAUUUGGAGCUUUGGCUAAUAAGAAGGGAAGGUUGAAAUUUGUGUUCGUCUGGGCUUUUUUUCAUUUGUCGUGAACAUUGAGCUUGAAGUUGACUCCUCGUCAGCAUUAAGCAUCCACGGACAAAGUAGGUAUGAUAAGGAUGUGGCGAUAUGUAUUACAUGACGAAUUCUGAUUGUUAGGAAUGUAAUUUCUUCUUGUAUGUACUAGGAUUCUAUGAGAUCAAGUAACUCUCUUCUUGAUGAAACCAAUGUCAAUGUUUCAUGCAUUUAUUUUACGAGCAUUGGGACUUCAAAGA
This is a messenger RNA of Nicotiana tabacum (common tobacco), 2554 nucleotides long. Its product is annotated as putative mediator of RNA polymerase II transcription subunit 19b. The record is from RefSeq and is a predicted model, not a curated record. Gene Ontology annotation, molecular function: transcription coregulator activity; transcription factor binding. Gene Ontology annotation, biological process: positive regulation of transcription by RNA polymerase II. Gene Ontology annotation, cellular component: mediator complex. Lineage: Eukaryota; Viridiplantae; Streptophyta; Magnoliopsida; Solanales; Solanaceae.